This is a messenger RNA of Arachis stenosperma, 2296 nucleotides long. RefSeq names its product cell division control protein 2 homolog C. The record is from RefSeq and is a predicted model, not a curated record. Gene Ontology annotation, molecular function: ATP binding; cyclin binding; cyclin-dependent protein serine/threonine kinase activity. The transcript is spliced from 6 exons. Gene Ontology annotation, biological process: protein phosphorylation; regulation of G2/M transition of mitotic cell cycle; G1/S transition of mitotic cell cycle. Lineage: Eukaryota; Viridiplantae; Streptophyta; Magnoliopsida; Fabales; Fabaceae. Gene Ontology annotation, cellular component: nucleus; cyclin-dependent protein kinase holoenzyme complex; cytoplasm. Bases 885 to 1823 code for a protein of 312 amino acids.
UUCGUUCGUUCAGAAAGAAAUCACACAAACCCAGCCAAAAAACCCUAGCACUGUAAGCCUACACCACCGCCGCAAGGAGUGGCAUACUACCGCCGUCCGUCGCACUCGAAGUUCGCCAUCCGUCCGUCUAUCUAUCUUCCUUCUUGCUCUAAGUCUUCAAUCCCUGUUCGCUGUCACCGAUCGCGGCUGCUUCCUCGAGCUCCGCGUCCGUCGUCUUUGUCUUCUCAGCCGCGCUUCCGUCGCCGUUUGUUUGCCGUUCACGUUCGCUUCUUCGUUCAGCUGUCGUCUUUGUUCGCGUUCUUCGGCGUUCACCGUUCGCGUUCACUAGCCGUUCACCGUUCGAGUUCGCAUUCGCGUAAGUCCGGAAGCCACGUUUCUCUGCUUCAAACUCUGCGACCAACCCGCACGCUCCACCUAGACGUCGGAACUGCUCUCUUUUGUCGCCGCCGGACCGGGCCACCAACCUAGCCCAGACCCAAAACAGAAGCCCAAUAUCCAACCCAAUCCGGAUUUGAAACCUACUAUGCCCAACCCGAUCCAUGGCUGUCUUCUCUGGCCGUCGCGAUGAUAGCUGAGAUUUCCGUGCUUCGAUUCCUGUACUGAGAUUGAGGUCCAUCUCGCUGCUGAACAGUUCGCAGGUUAGUCAAGAAGCUUGAAAUGGGUAAGCCCAAACUGAAAUGGACUCAAAGGCCCAAACCAGAAGUCCAAAUUAGAGACCCAAUCAAUUAAUUUAAUUUGCGUAGAAAGUGGUUCAGAAUUUUGAAAAUUAAAAAGGGGGCGCGGCACUCAGAGAGUCAGAUCUACCCAUCAGUCAUCAGCACCAAAUAGCCGUUGUUCUUCUUUCGCUCUCCCAAGAGAAGGGAAUUGAUUAAUUGAGAUUCUGAAUGGACAAGUACGAGAAGUUGGAGAAGGUUGGGGAAGGAACAUAUGGCAAAGUCUACAAGGCGAAAGAGAAGGCCACUGGACAAAUUGUUGCAUUGAAGAAGACACGGUUGGAGAUGGAUGAGGAAGGUGUCCCUCCGACCGCCCUUAGGGAGGUCUCCCUCCUUCAAAUGCUGUCUCAGUCUAUCUACAUUGUCCGCCUUUUAUCCGUGGAGCAUGUCGACAAGGUCCCUAAAUCGGCCCCGGCCUCGGCCACCACCAAGCCCCUACUCUACCUUGUCUUUGAGUACCUUGACACUGACCUCAAGAAGUUUAUUGAUUCGCACCGCAAGGGCUCGAAUCCAAGGCCACUCCCUGCUGCCCUAAUCCAGAGUUUCCUUUUCCAGCUAUGCAAGGGUGUUGCACAUUGCCAUAGUCAUGGUGUCCUUCACCGUGACCUCAAGCCUCAGAACCUCCUCCUCGACCAGAAAAAAGGGAUUCUCAAGAUUGCUGAUCUUGGACUUGGACGAGCCUUCACUGUCCCUCUCAAGAGUUACACUCAUGAGAUUGUUACCCUUUGGUAUAGAGCUCCUGAGGUCUUGCUUGGAACCACCCAUUACUCCACUGGGGUUGAUAUGUGGUCUGUUGGGUGCAUCUUUGCUGAAAUGGUGAGAAGGCAAGCACUGUUUCCAGGGGAUUCUGAGUUUCAACAGCUUCUUAACAUAUUCAAGAUUUUGGGAACUCCAACUGAGGAGCAAUGGCCAGGAGUUACUUCGCUUCGUGAUUGGCAUACCUACCCAAAGUGGGAACCUCAGAACUUGGCGAGGACUGUGCCAACUUUGGGACCUGAUGGGGUAGACCUUCUCACGAAAAUGCUCAAGUAUAAUCCCGCUGAGAGAAUCUCUGCCAAGGCAGCACUUGAUCAUCCUUACUUUGACAGUCUUGACAAGUCUCAGUUUUAACAGCAGAUACUGUCCAAUGCUUUUGUGCAGAUGUUGUAUGUCAAUGAUAGUGAUAUAUGGAAGUAAAUGAAAGUUAACUCCUGGCAUGGAAUUUAAGCACGUGAGAUUGAUGUUGUUUGGUGUUAAGUAAAAGUUUGUCAUCAUCAUCUUGGUGAUAUGACCAGCUAAGUAGAAACUCUACUGAACCUUUAUCACUCUGUAUUACUCAUGUAGGCUGUGCAUGAUCACCAUUGUCCUUGUGUACUUGAAAAAAUGUUUUUAUCAUUGUUGAAUUAAAUGAAGUCUGUUAUAAAAGCCAUUCAAAAUGUUAAGCAUAAACUUUAUGUUCUUGUGUAAGUUUCAGUGUACUUUUAGAUGGGUUUAUGGGACAUUCUUCUAGAACGAGUUCUCACAACUCACAAGAAGCAAUCUUAAAUUGCUUGGCCCUGUUGCUACCAUCACACAUUUUGAAUUGACAGAAAAAAAAUCUUGAA